GAUAUUCUUUAUAUUCUAACCGCAGUGUUGGUGUACUUUCAAUUUCGAUGUACUUUUUUUUUCAUGAUUGGAAUAUUUUCCUUACAAUUAGAUGAUACUAUGUGUUAAAACUGUUUCUGUGCUAGCUGGAAGUAAAUAAACAAAAUGUCUCAAAUCGAGAAGAUGUCAAUCCAAGGGAUCCGAAGUUUCGGCCCUGACGACUCGGACAAAGGAAUCAUCACUUUCUUCACACCACUUACUCUCAUUCUGGGUCCUAAUGGAACAGGGAAGACUACAAUUAUUGAAUGCCUGAAGUACAUGACAACAGGAGUAAUGCCCCCUGGCAGUAAAGGUGGCGCCUUUAUUCAUGACCCCAAAGUGGCCCAUGAGCGUCAGGUGAAGGCUCAGAUCAGACUACAGUUCCAAGACGUCACGAACAACCGCGUGGUCAUACAGCGUAUCAUGGAGGCCACACAGAAGUUGAAGAAGAUAGAAAUGAAGACCCUGGACGGAGUGAUAACCCGCUAUGACAUCCACGGGGAUAAGAAAAGCAUCAGCUCAAAGUGUGCCGAGAUAGAUAGAGAGAUGAUUACAUCCCUUGGUGUUUCCAAGCCGGUUUUGGAGAAUGUCAUUUUCUGUCACCAGGAGGACUCUAACUGGCCGCUGAGUGAGGGAAAAGCUCUAAAGGAGAAGUUUGAUGCGAUUUUUGCCUCCACCAGAUACGUCAAAGCUCUGGAGACAAUCAGGAAGUUAAAACAGACACAGGACCAGGAUCUUAAACUUUACAAGCAGGAUGUUACCUACCUGAAGCAGCUUAAAGACAAAUCAGAACAGCUUGAAGCUGACAAAAAUGAGAAGGAAACAAAAAUGAUGGUAUGUCGGGAGUCCGUGGAGAAGAUUGAUGCCAAGUUGCAGCCUAUUCUGGAUAAGUUGGAGCAAAUUGAGAAUCAAUCUGCAAAGAUUCACAAGAUUCAUACCAACAUAGAGAAAUACAAAAGUCAAAUGAAAAUGAUGGAAAAUUCUGCAACAGAACUUAGAAGUGACAUAAAGAAUGAAUUUCAAGGCUCUGUAGAAGAGUUAAAGAAGACAAUAGCUGAUUUUGCAAACAUGGUUCAGGAAAGGCAGGAGACCAUGGAGCAGUUUCAAAUGCUCCAAAGAGAACUUAACAAGGAACUGGAAAAACUUGGCCAAGAGAAAGGGCGCCUUUUGAUGGAGGUUGGGAAACUGGAGCAGGAAUCCGAGAGACACAAGGAAAAUAUGAAGAAAAGAGAUGCUGAAAUAAAGAAACUAGCCACAAAGUAUGAUGUUGAAGGUUACCACAGAGGGGAGAUAACUGAUGAACAGUAUAGAGCAUUCAUGGACAUCAUUAGGACCAAAAUAGAAACUUUAAUGCAGGACAGCAGACAGGUCAAGACAGAGUAUGAGGAAAAGGAUGCCAGCAUGCAGAAGAAGCUGGAUGAAGUUCGGGACAAGAAAACCAAACUGGAACAAAAUGAAAAACUAAAAAAGGAAUUGAUGAUGGAGAACAAGGAGAAAAUAAAACAGAUUAAUCGUAAGCUGAGUGAAGUUGAGGCUUCGGCUGGGCGACGAGACCAGAUCAACCGUGAACUCAAACGUGCGGAACACGAAUUAACCAGGACUGAGAAGUCAGUUAAUGUGAAUGAAAUCAGACAGAAGAUUGAAUCACUAAAAGAGGAGAAAUCCAAGCUGGAUGCCACCAUUAGUGAACUCAAUUCUGAAAUGACCCGUCUCCACCUUCAGUCUAGUGCCCGGGCUCAGCUGGACAUCCUGAAGAAAGACAAAACUACCAAGGAGGAACAGAUUCGUAGGCUGCGUGCCAAGCAAGAAGACACACUGACUUAUUUGCUGGGGCACAUGCCAUCUAGGAACGUACGUGGAGAAUUGGAUGAAUAUAUAGGGAAGCAGACAGAGUCAGUAAAGCGUUUGAAUCAAGACGUACAGACAAAUAAAAGUAAACUAUCCAGUAGGGAGGCGGAGAAAAAGAUGAUCGGAGAAACUCUAAAGAAAAAGGAAGAGGAAUUAAAAAAUGUGGAGGAGAAAAUCUUUUCUGUGUGUGGCAGUCAGAAUUUUGAUGAUGGGCUUUCCUCCCUGCAAGAGAAGAUGUCCUCAGCUCAAGAUCAGAGAGGGUCACUGCUGGGGGCUGAGCACUUCUUUCAGAAGUAUGUUAAUGACCUUGAGAAGCAAGAGCCGUGCUGUCCGCUAUGUCACAGAGAAUUCGACACCGAUCAAGAAGUCAAAGAACUCAUUAUUGAGUUGAAAAACAAAUUGCGUAUGGUACCAAGCAAAUUAAGGAAGUCUGAGAAAGAUUUAGAUGAGUAUCGCUCGAAAUACGAUGCCAUGAUGCAGCUGAAGCCUCUCAAAGAAAAUAUUGCAACUUUAGAAGGUACUGAAGUUCCAGGGCUGAAGAACAAGCUGAAGCAAAUCAAUGAUGACAUAACCAAGCUCAGAGAAAACAUUCAAACGAAAGAGGAGGACCUACACACCCAGGAACAGGAUGACGAGACGGCGAAACAGAUCCAACCAGAUAUUGUCAUGAUGGACCGAUACCAAGGAGAGAUAACAGAGCUAGAGAAAAAGAUCUCAACAGAGGGCGCUAAACUCUCAGGGGGAGACUCUGACAGAACACUCCAGGAUGUCAUCAGUGAAAAGGAAGAUCUACAGAUAAAAAGUGACUCGUCAAACAAACAGAUGGACAGCUUGAGACAGAAAUUAAACUUGCACUCUGAUGAAGUUCAGCGCUUGAAGUCUGAUGUGAAUCAACGGAAGGAAGAGAAGCUUCAGAUUGACAGUGAUCUUCAACAGCGAAAUAAACUGGAGGAGGACAAGAGUACACUAAUCAGCGAGAAUGAUCAGUAUGACAGAGAGAUUACGGAGUCCAAGGAUCAGAUACGACCAUUUCAGACCCAGCUGGAAAAACUGAAACGAGAGAAGGAUGAGAUUCUUCGGAAGAAGGAGGAGCACAUGGAACAAAUGAAGAGUGAGGUAGACAAAGUAAAGAAUGACAGAGCCAAAGUAAAGAUGAUCAGCCAGGACAUCAAAAGCUACACUCAGUCAGGGAAAGCCGAGAAGCUGGUCCAAAGCAAACAACGUCUGACUCAGAUCGAGGAGAAGGCCAGUGAGAAGGAGGAAGAGAACAGAGACUACACAGAGAACCUGAACAAGUUACGGGACGAGUUAGCAAAAAAUACGGAGAGGGAGAGAGAAUUGACAGACAAUCUCCGACUUCGCCGCUAUUUACAAGAUAUAGAUGAAGUGGAAGAGAAAAUAAAGGACUUAAAGAAGGAGCUGGGUGGGAUUGAUGCGAAUCAUUUGGAGCGAGAGACAAGGCGCCUGCAGACAGAAAGGGGGGACCUGCUGAAAGAGAAACAAAUGUCAGAGAACAGGAAACUAGCCUUGCAUGGUGAACUGUCCAGCAUUGUGGGUGAACUCAAGUCGGAGAUGUACAAGAAUGCUGGCACCAAAUACAGAGACAAGAUGAUCAUUCUCAAGACAACAGAAUUAGCGAGCAGUGACUUGGAGAAGUAUUACAAGGCUCUAGACAAAGCCAUCAUGAGCUACCACAAUAUGAAGAUGGAUGAAAUUAAUAAGAUUAUUCGAGAACUUUGGAGGAAUACGUACAAAGGAAAUGAUAUUGAAACAAUAGAGAUUCGAUCUGAUGAAGAUGAGGCGGGCCUGAUGAAGACUCGAAGAACAUACAAUUACAGAGUGGUAAUGAUCAAAGGAGAUACAGCUCUAGACAUGAGGGGGCGCUGCAGUGCAGGUCAAAAGGUGCUUGCUUCUCUGAUCAUCAGAAUGGCCCUGGCAGAGACUUUCUGUUUGAACUGUGGAAUUCUGGCUCUGGAUGAACCUACAACAAACUUGGAUAGAGAGAACAUUGAGAGUCUGGCUCUGGCCCUUGUGGAGAUUAUCAAGUCUCGAUCUAACCAGAGAAACUUCCAGAUGGUCGUCAUCACACACGAUGAAGAUUUUGUGGAGUUACUGGGAAGAUCUGAUUAUGUGGAUGAAUUCUGGAAAGUUCGCAAAGAUGCCAAUGCCUGCUCCAAGCUGGUCAAAGCUAAAGUGGAAGAGCUACACAGCAGAUGAUGGACGGUGACCGAUGGACUGCUUGUGAUCUUACAGAUGGAUGUCAACCAUUUCUGACCAAUGGACUGGUUGUGACCUGUUUCUUAUAGAUGGAUGCCAACCAAUGCUGACUAAUGAACUGCUUGUGAUUUGGUUGUUACUGUUAAUUGAUUUUUGUUGAUAAAAUAGAUUCAAUCUGU
Messenger RNA from Ostrea edulis (European flat oyster), 4262 nucleotides. Its product is annotated as DNA repair protein RAD50-like. Gene Ontology annotation, molecular function: G-quadruplex DNA binding; double-stranded telomeric DNA binding; single-stranded telomeric DNA binding. Gene Ontology annotation, cellular component: nucleus; Mre11 complex; condensed nuclear chromosome. Gene Ontology annotation, biological process: telomere maintenance via recombination; double-strand break repair; chromosome organization involved in meiotic cell cycle. The transcript has 39 exons. The record is from RefSeq and is a predicted model, not a curated record. The coding region runs from base 145 to 4083 and encodes 1312 amino acids. Lineage: Eukaryota; Metazoa; Mollusca; Bivalvia; Ostreida; Ostreidae.